Molecule: messenger RNA, 396 nt
Organism: Suillus fuscotomentosus
Lineage: Eukaryota; Fungi; Basidiomycota; Agaricomycetes; Boletales; Suillaceae
Exons: 5
Source: RefSeq, a predicted model, not a curated record
GUUUAUGCAUACAUGUUGACUCCUAACAACAUUUGUUCGGAUAGCAAUAUAAUUUGCAACUCUGAUUAUGGAGUAAGCAUCGACCGAGGAUCAUUUGGCUUCGAGACUGGACACUGGAGCCGUAUCACGAUUCUUGUGCAACUGAACAAUGAUUCCCUCGUUGCGAAUGGCAACAUUAUUUUAUACUUCAAUGAUGUUCAAGUGCUAUCACAACAAAACUUAUACUUCAGGACAGUCAACAAUGUCACUAUUGAGGGAUUGUACUUCUCGACAUUCUUUGGAGGGGGCGACUCCAGCUGGGCAACACCGCAACCUGUUCAUACUUAUUACCGCAAUAUACAGAUGUGGGGCAGCUCCUCUCCAUCUUUACUUUCUGGACAAACGGUCAAUGCUGCA